This is a messenger RNA of Ceutorhynchus assimilis (cabbage seed weevil), 1710 nucleotides long. Lineage: Eukaryota; Metazoa; Arthropoda; Insecta; Coleoptera; Curculionidae. The record is from the annotation of a GenBank genome assembly.
AUGUCUGAGACUCGUUCUGAGUCUAGUUUAGUUCCUGGCGAACUGGAAAUGGUGUACAGUCUCUACGAUUUCAAAGCCACACACGCCAAAACGAUCAGUUUCAAGGCCAGCCAACUUUUCAUCCUGGACCAAACGAAAACCGAACCCAAAAAAUGGUGGGAGGUUAUCGACGAACAAGGCAAUAUUGGAUACAUUCCUUCAAAUUAUGUGAAAACUAUUAAAAUCAGUCCUGAAUUUUACAUUAAAUUUUUGAAUAAGGCUAUAGAGAAUUUGAAAAGGAGAGAUAAUGAAGACACUACUCAGACAAUGGCUAGAAUUAUGGAAUUGAAAAAUCAGGCGGAAAAAAUUCAAGCACCAAAAUCACACAUCAGUUCAAAAUCUGAUACUUGCAUCAAGUAUAAUAAUUCAGAAAUUUGUGUUGAAGGGCCCACUGAAACUACUAGUCUUCAAAAAACACAUAACACAAAUGUGAUAACAACUCAGUCCGUAUACAAACUGAUUGAAAGUGUUAGGAUUAAUACAGACUUUUCACAUGAAAAGUCACGAAUUGCUGUGCAAACAGUUAUACAAGGACUACAUGAGCUGUUGCCCCCUUAUUUUAUUCCAUAUUUAAAUACAAUAUUAGCACACUGUCAGUCUUGUCUAGUCGUUGAUGAUGUUCAAAUUGAUGAAACUCAUGACGCUAGUCGUUUAAAAAUUCUAUUCAAAGAGUUAACUAACUGUAAAGAGGACUCACAACAAAGAAGUUGGAUGUUGCACGAAGACGAAGGUAUUAUAAAAGAAUAUAUCACUGAACUUAUAUCUAUUUUAUCAAAUGCGGAUUUAAGCAUAUCACGUCACGUGAUAUCUUGUGAUCAAUUUCAUGUGAUAAUUACGUUAAUUGAAUAUUAUCAAAUGGAAAUCCGGUGGCCGAUUAGACAAUUGCUAUUACAAGCUUUUGGGGUUUUGUGUAGCUUGGAUAAAAUUAUCUUGGACAUUAUGUUAAAUUCUGUAUUGCCUGGAGAGCUGGCAAGGGAUAUGAUGGCAAACCCACGCAAUAUUACCAAACUAAAUUAUUCAGCAUUAUUAUUGACGAUGGUAUUUUCAAUGGGCGACCCUAUGCCAGUUACGGAUUUGGAUUAUUUCAGUCAACAGUUUCUUAAAUUUGUCUUCUACAAUAUAGAAUCACCACCAGAAACUGACGUAGAUGAACAAAUUCCAGAUUUGUUUCUCAACCUUAUGUUUGCUUUUAAUCUUCAAUUUAAAGAGGUUGAUUUUAAUCCUAUAAUGAAUUUACUUGAAGCACAAAAGCAUGGCAAAACGUUUUGUGAAAAAAUAUUGUUGUUGUUGAACAGAGAUGAGGAUCCAAUUAGGAUAUUUGAACACCAACCAGCUCCAGAACAUUCAUUGUUGAAACUGUUUAAAGAUCUAUUUAGUCGGCCUACCACAGCUGGUUUGUUUUAUACUAACGAUGCAAAAGUUCUGAUCGAUAUUAUUGUUAGAAAUAUUGCAGAUCUUUCUUCUGGUGAUCCAAAGCGAACCGAGUAUUUGGAAUUGAUUAGGAAAAUAUUGAGGAAUACAAAUUACCAAGAACAUAAGCAUAAAGGCAAGGAGCUUUUUAAAUGUUUAACGAGGAUUUUAAAGGAAGAAAUGGAUGUUUUAAGCAAAGGGGAUCAAGAUUUGGUUAAUGAAAUGUUUAUGGAGUUUCCACAAUAUUUUGGUCAUUACUGA